Molecule: messenger RNA, 462 nt
Organism: Hibiscus syriacus
Lineage: Eukaryota; Viridiplantae; Streptophyta; Magnoliopsida; Malvales; Malvaceae
Product: arabinogalactan protein 23-like
Exons: 1
Coding region: 138-383 (81 amino acids)
Source: RefSeq, a predicted model, not a curated record
CCACCAUUCUCCUUCGACCUGCAACACCAAAUCAAAUAAUAAAAAGAACACCGACGAACAUCCGUCACCGAUAAAAGGGCAGGUCUCUCUCCUUUUACGGUGAGUUUGUUUCUAGUAACUCUCUUUCUUUACACGCCAUGGACAUGAAGAAGGUUUCCUGCGCCAUCAUUGUUGCCGCCGCCUCCAUGAGCGCCGUUAUGGCCGCCGGCGUUGCCUCAUCUCCCGCCCCUUCUGCCGGUGGAUUUGAUGCUAGCGCUGCUUCCGCCUCGGUCUCGGCACCUGCCCCGGGCCCUGCUGCUAGCGCCGCUGCCGCCACUUUGCCCGUGCUUGGAUCCCUCGUUGGAGCUUCGAUUGUUUCUUUGUUUUCUUACGUUCUGCAGUAAGCUGAUGGAUGCAUGAGAGCGGAUGUUGAAGAAGGAGAAAAUGGAGCUUUAAUUUAUAAUUUCAACUAUUAUAUAUAUA